Messenger RNA from Nicrophorus vespilloides, 1588 nucleotides. Its product is annotated as cell adhesion molecule 2-like. Gene Ontology annotation, biological process: synapse organization. Bases 62 to 1024 code for a protein of 320 amino acids. Lineage: Eukaryota; Metazoa; Arthropoda; Insecta; Coleoptera; Silphidae. The transcript has 5 exons. Gene Ontology annotation, cellular component: neuron projection membrane. The record is from RefSeq and is a predicted model, not a curated record.
AGGAGGGCUCGUCGACGCUGGAGUGGUCAACCGAAGCAGCAACAACAACUACAACCUCCUGAUGACUUUGGCCGCCAUCCCCGAGGUACUACCCACCAGCCCCAGCCACCCGGAACCCUACUUCGACACAAUGUCUCCAAGGAAUGUAACAGCCUUAGUAGGCAAAUCCGCCUACUUAACGUGCCGCGUUCGAAACCUAGGAAACAAAACGGUGUCUUGGAUAAGGCAUCGAGAUAUCCACAUACUCACCGUGAGCAGCUACACCUAUACUAGCGACCAGCGAUUCCAAGCUAAUCAUCAUCCCGAAACUGACGAAUGGACACUGCAGAUCAAAUGGGCACAAAAACGUGAUGCCGGAGUAUACGAAUGUCAGAUCAGUACCCAACCCGUGCGAAGCUAUUCCGUCACCCUUAACGUCGUCGAUCUCAGCGAUAACGAAGAUCUGCCCGAAUCGGAAAGGGACAAAUUUUAUAGUGAUGGUAGUGAUAGUUAUCACAAAAUGUUCGCAGAUCAAGUUCCUACUGCUACGAUUUUAGGAGGUCCCGAUCUACAUGUUGACAAAGGAAGCACCAUCAACCUAACUUGUUCCAUUCGUUUUAGUCCGGAACCUCCCGCUUAUAUAUUCUGGUACCAUCACGAUGACGUAAGAAAGAAUCCACCGGUGAUCAGCUACGAUUCGAGCCGCGGUGGCGUCAGUGUUAUUACCGAAAAGGGUGAAAUCACGACCUCGUAUCUCUUAAUACAACACGCGGAUCUUUCAGAUUCCGGCAAAUACUCAUGCAGCCCAUCGAACGCAGAUGUGGCUAGCGUUCGGGUACAUGUUUUGAACGGUGAGUUCAACCCACAGUAUUCAUCCCGGUCAAGUCGCAUAUCAACGGCAACACGCACUGCACCAUCGUUCUACGCUUACUUCCUCAAUCUCGGAUUUUCGAACAUCGGUCUACGAAAACUACUCAUUCUGGCUCUCUUAAAGGCCAUCGACUGGCCGUCAAUCUUCACCUAUCUCAUUUCCAUCUUCUUCUAAAUCAUUCAUUCAUGCCAUAAUCAUCACCUAUCACGUUCUGGAUGUUUCACUCAUGCCAAGCAUCGGUGCAACCAUUUCAAAGACCACCAAAGAUCUGCGUGAAACUGCUAGGAUGAAUCGAACUUGUGUUUAUACGAAGGCUCGACGUAACUCGUUGGUCUCUUCUCGUUCAUCAUCAUCUUUCAUCCGAAUUUGUUUCGACGAAACCCCAGUUCCACUGUUAUUUAUUCGUUCUGUUUGAUUUUAUUGUUACUAUUAAUUUCUUUAAUUUUUCGUUAUUCUACUUUUCUUUAUUUUCACUCAUAUUAUACUUAAUAUUCGCAAGGGCGCAACCAUUUGAAGAGCCGAACAAACAAACAGACAAGCAAGCAAAUACAGAGAGAAACGUAACGAUCGUACGCGGUGCAUGUGCAAAAGUAGACCAAAUCAAAAGAGAGCAGGUUCCGGGUUUUGUAUAUGCCUAUGAUUUGUUGUUUUGUAGGAGAAAGACCGGCCGCUAUGCAAACAGGAUCUGCAGGACUUUCCCAAAGCGCUUUUAAGAUUUGCAUUUUCAUAAUCAUUAUC